Aspergillus nidulans FGSC A4 is the source of this 1696-nucleotide messenger RNA. RefSeq names its product protein MAT2 (gene MAT2). The transcript has 4 exons. The record is from RefSeq and is a predicted model, not a curated record. Bases 132 to 1088 code for a protein of 318 amino acids. Lineage: Eukaryota; Fungi; Ascomycota; Eurotiomycetes; Eurotiales; Aspergillaceae.
ACAGUCUUCUGAGACACCAUCUCCUGGCUUCUCUCAAUUGCUCAUGAAGGUUCCAGGAUGACGCUUAACAAUAUUUGACUUUUCAUCAUUCCUUUUUCCCUUACAGAGUCAGGAAUAACAGAAGUGCCAAAAUGGCUGCUGUAUCGAUUGCUAUGAAAUCACCAACACAGUCGCCCGACAGCAUCACCGAGCUCCUUUGGAAAGAUGCUUUGCGUCAUCUGGGGUCUACGAAUGAUGAAGUCCUUUUGCCAACAAAUGUCGUGGAUAUCAUCGGUCAGGAUAACGUCGAGAAGAUCAAAUCCCGUCUUUCUGCUCUUCUCGGCGCUCCAGUUGUGUCGUUCGUUGAUGAAUCAAUCAAUGCUCUGCGUGUUCUGCGCACACCGACAUUCUCGGGCUCAUCGAUUUCCGUUGCAUCUCCUUCUAGGGCCCUUGAUUCAUGGCCCAGCGAACCGCCUAACAAACCCAGGCCAGCGUCAAUGAAACCCGCAAAGAUUCCUCGGCCUCCAAAUGCGUUCAUCCUCUAUAGGCAGCAUCAUUACCCCAAAGUAAAGGAGGCACGACCGGACCUCUCGAACAACGAAAUCUCGGUGAUAAUAGGAAAGAAAUGGAGAGCAGAGCCGGAAGAGGGGAAGCUGCACUUCAAGAACCUAGCGGAAGAGUUCAAAAAGAAGCACGCGGAGGAAUACCCUGACUACCAGUACACUCCUCGGAAGCCUUCUGAAAAGAAGCGUCGUGCGGCUUCUCGCAUUUCUCCUAAGAAUUCGAAGCGUACUGUGGCCCUUGAGAACCCUGGGUCCAUGACUGCACCAUCAUCCAACGUGUUUACGCCUCAAAUGUACCCUGGCAUACAGAACGGUCAACUCGCAGGCGCAGGUUACAUCGGAUAUCUAGAUGGUUUAAACAGUAUGGUCAACACUGGUGGAUUGACCGAUGAGCCUACAAAUUUCGGCACGAAUGCGUUUAAUUCUCUCUUCCAACAACCCCAGAGCGACUAUGGCAGGACUGCAUUAUUCCCGCAGUUGGAGUUUGCGGGCCCGUCUUUGGGAGAUUCUUUAGAGUUUCCUGAAUUUGCAGCCGAUUACUUCUGAGAAGGUUAUCAUAGUCCUGAUCUUCUCACUCCUCCAUUCUACGUCGACCAAGAAUCCCGAUCGCUUCGGUGUAUAUACAUGGAUCCCCUGUGGUUGCUUUGUGUUGUUACGUCAGCAUUUUUACAGUCAGCGCUCAGAAAGCUGCCGCUUCUCGCAGGUACGCUGCUUGAAUGGAUCCGAGCCGCAUAUUGUGCCGUAUGCGCAGAAGCGAGUAUGACUGGACCUCUUCCUACCUUCGACCACGCGCCUGUUGUACUAGGUUGCUAAAGAGCGCGCUUCGCUACCUAGAAUGCGACAAGAAAGUCGUUAUCGGACUCCAAAAUACACUAAAGAAGUACAUGCAAACGUGAUCGAAAGUGCGAAAUUCCGCUCGACAUACCACCCAGCUUGGGUUGAUCGAGUGACGAAGCUUCCAUCGGUGUUGUUUUGUGGGUGUGUCUCUUGUCGUACACCUACCACUCGGUGAGGCUGUCUACCACUUUGCUUGGGCUUAUGGACAUUGUCUUGAAAGAUGCGGAGAGGCGGCUGUGCCGAUGGCCCUAACUGAGCUAUGCCUUCGUCAUGUAUUCUCACUUAAUAGAUAAUCGCCAGAAGCUACUUUUGAUUGG